Messenger RNA from Dryobates pubescens (Downy woodpecker), 4687 nucleotides. RefSeq names its product GRB2 associated binding protein 2 (gene GAB2). The transcript has 10 exons. The coding region runs from base 120 to 2189 and encodes 689 amino acids. The record is from RefSeq and is a predicted model, not a curated record. Lineage: Eukaryota; Metazoa; Chordata; Aves; Piciformes; Picidae.
UCCAUCCUUCCAUCCAUCUAUCCACCCACCCAUCCAUCCACUCAUCCACCCACCCACCGCCCUCCAUGGGCCGGCGCUGCCGGCGCUGAGCGCCGGGGAGGCAGCGCCCGGCUGCCGCGAUGAGCGGCGGGGAGGUGGUGUGCUCGGGUUGGCUCCGAAAGUCACCGCCAGAGAAGAAGUUACGGAGAUACGCAUGGAAGAAGCGCUGGUUCGUCCUGCGCAGCGGCCGGAUGAGUGGUGACCCCGAUGUCCUGGAGUACUACAAAAAUGACCACUCCAAGAAACCUCUGCGUGUUAUCAAUCUCAACUUCUGUGAGCAAGUGGACGCAGGCCUUACCUUCAACAAGAAGGAGCUGCAAGACACCUACAUCUUUGACAUCAAGACCAGUGACAGGACCUUCUACCUGGUGGCUGAGACAGAGGAUGACAUGAAUAAGUGGGUUCGCAGCAUCUGCCAGAUCUGUGGCUUCAACCAGUCUGAGGAGAACACAGACACCCUGAGGAGCAUGGCCUCCAUGAACCACGCACCACGGUCCUCCCCUGCAGAACUCAGCGGUGCCAGCCACCACCUGCUACGAGAGCGCAAGUCCUCAGCACCAUCCCACUCCAGCCAGCCCACCCUCUUCACCUUUGACUCACCUUCCAGCCACCUUCAGAGCACCCUGUCUGCCAGUGCCCCUCAAGACUACCUUUUCCUUCACCAGUGUAUGAGCAGGAAGUCAGAAAAUGCAAGCCCCCUUCUCACCAUCCUCUUCAGGAGCGCCAGCUUCUCCCAAGCCACGAGGUCUGCCUUCUUCAUGCGAAGCGACUCAGCGGUCCAGAAGCUCUCCCAGGGCAACGGGCACUGUGUGAACGGGGUUGCUGGGCAGCUCCACGGCUUCUACAGCCUGCCAAAACCCAGCCGCCACAACUCGGAGUUCAGGGACAGUGCCUACGACCUGCCACGCGCCUUCGGUUCCUACAGCCACCCCAAGUCCAGCCUCACCAGCUCCGAAACGGAUAAUGAGGAGGUCUACACCUACAAGACUCCCAACAACACCCUGUGUAAGGAGUUUGGGGAGCUCUCCACAGACUCCUAUGACAUCCCUGCCACCCCACACUCCGUCUACCAGAUCCCCAGGACAUUUACACUGGACAAGAACCACAAUGCUCUGGCUGUGGCUGCCAGCGACUCACCCACUGCGCCACCCCCACGGCCCCCAAAGCCUGGGCAGACGGAGCCGCGGUGGGGCAGCCCACCCCAGAGACCCCAGCCUGGUGAAAGUUUAGGGCUGGCCCCCAUGGCAGCCACCAUUCCCCGGAGAAACACGCUGCCGGCGGUGGAGAACAGCAGGCUGCACCGAGCUUCUUCUUGUGAGACGUACGAAUACCCCCAGCACGGAGGAGGCAGCAGUGCUGUGCACUCAGUCGAGUCUAUGAACGAUGGCUACAACUCCUACCUGCAAGCCAAGGCAGUGGUCGCCCGCUCCCACAGCACCGACUCUGAGGACAACUACGUCCCCAUGAACCCUGGUUCCUCUCCCCUGAUCCACACUGAGAAAGCCAACGACAAUGCCCAAAAUCUCUACAUCCCUAUGAGCCCUGGGCCACAUCACUUUGACCUGGUGGGGUUGUCCUCAGCUACUCUCCCUGUGCAUAAAGGAGGAGCCAUGGCACAGUGCCACAGACGGCUGAGUGAAAUCCAGCCCCCACCAGUCAACCGCAACCUCAAACCCGACCGGAAAGCAAAGCCAUUGCCACUGGACCUGAGGAACAACACCGUCAUCGAUGAGCUUCCCUUCAAAUCACCUGUCACAAAAUCCUGGUCCAGGCCAACCCAGACCUUCAACGCCGGCUCUCUGCAAUACUGUCGCCCUGUCUCCUCCCAGAGCAUCACCAGCACUGAUUCAGGAGACAGCGAGGAGAACUACGUGGCCAUGCAAAACCCCAUUUCUGCUUCUCCUGUUCCUAGUGGCACCAACAGCCCAGCACCUAAAAAGAGUUCGGGGAGUGUGGAUUAUCUGGCCCUGGAUUUCCAGCCAAGCUCACCAGGGCCACACAGAAAGCCCUCCACCUCAUCAGUUGCCUCGGAUGAGAAGGUUGAUUAUGUGCAGGUGGACAAGGAGAAGACGCAGGCGCUGCAGAGCACCAUGCAGGAGUGGACUGAUGUGCGGCAGUCCUCGGAGCCCACCAAGAGCACGAAGCAGUAACGCCUGAAGCAGGCAGAGGAACAGGCACAUGUCCUGGUGGUUCUCCCCACCAGGCUGCCAGCUCCAGCUGGGCUGGGUUUCCAAGACUUGUCUUUGGAGGGGAGGGGGUCUUCAUUAUGUUUUUUAAUUUCAAGACAACAAAAGAAACUUACUUUCAGGGGAAGACUUGGCGGAUACUGUUUGCCAGUGAUAAAGACCAACUACAUUCAGUGGCUAGGUUUGGGCUUUAGCUGCUGGAUGCACUAUCCAGGAAUUCUGACUUAGCAAUACCAGGUUUCACCCUAUACACCUUUUGCUUACAGCUAUUAAAGCCAUCUUGUAUGUGCUAACACUGCAUCAUCUCUCCCACAUCUUCUUCCAUACCAUACCUCUAUGCAGGUUUGCAGCAUCUCUCAUAGGACAUCAUUCCCCAGCUCCUUAUGGUGGCCCUCUUCUUUCCUUCCCCACUACCCCAGAACUGAGCAAGAACCAUUCCUUUUGCAAUCACUUUCAUUGUCCCAUCUCUUGUAAAUAGUAUGUUGGAAACCUCUGAGGGCUAUUGUCCUCCUGUUGAGAUAGCCCCUAAGUUUUUGGUCAUGGUUGUUAACCUUCAGAAGCUUGAAGAGCAUCUAGAUUGUCCCACUGAGCUGACUUAGAAGCCCAGGACUUGCCCCGUCACACACACACAUACAUGCAAGCACAUGGUGACACACAUGCAUGCAUGUGUAGAACAGCCAAGUUUGUUGGGUGUCUUCUGUUGUUGAUGCUCUCCAGCAUCUUUCAAAGCUGGUGGGCUGGUGAUUUGGCUUUGGAUGACAGAAUUUAAGCCCUGACCCAGCUGUCUGUGAAUCUAAGAACCAAAAUCUGCCCUUUGCAGCACCAAAAGAAGCCCAUAGAGUAAGAGUCCUACAUCUGUGGUCAUCAUGAGAAGUUCUGUGGUUGAGUACAAGGGGCACAAGGAGGCUCUGGAGACCCUAGGCUCUAAUCUGGACUGAUCCAAGGAUUAGUGACAGAGAGUGAGUGGAAGGCUGUUGUGAGGGCUGGUGGAUGCUGUACUGCAGAAGUUGGUCUUGGGGAAGGAGGUCUGGUUGGGUGGAACUUGAAGGAAAGGAGGAAGGAGUAGAGUAAUUGAAAGUUGGUGGAUGUUGAGGCCUUAGGUUUGAGUGGAGGGUGGUCAGGAGAGUCAGAGCAAGGUGUUUCAAGAUUAAUGUAGCAUUAUGGUUGGUUUGUGGUAGGUGCAAAGAGCUGGACUAGAUAUUUUCUCCCCAUCCUCAGCAGUGUUUCUUCAACACAGAACUGGGGCUUGUUGACAUUAACGACCCUAGGCUCUAAUUAUGGGUGGGAAUCUGCCAUUGCCUCCUUGACAUAUCCAGGCUUUGGGACUGCUCCUCAGACAGCUGCGGGGUGCAGAGAGCCAAGAAGGAAGAGACAAUUUAUUGCAGAGAUAAUAAUUCAUGAUCUCAGGAAAACAGGAAAGACUAAUGAUUGCUAUGUAGCAGCCUGAUUGCCAGACAGCAGGCGCUGACACGAGGGAACCGACAGCCAAGCGGCGGAGACAUUAGAAAGAUUAGGUAAUAAUAUUUAUUAAAGAGCUGCAGCUAUUCCUUCUUCAAGCUGAGCUUCUCCCAGCAUCACAGGCUCUGUCUUCCACCAGUACCACCAAGUUGUAUUGAAGGUUGAUGCUCAAGCAUUAGCACAUUUGUUUAAGCUUGGCCUGAGUCUGGAAACAGCCACAUGUCACCCACACCCACAGGGGGAUAGGAUGCCAGUCCCUUAAGGGCUGCCUGCUGGUAAAAUCAGUCUUGAAAUUCCUACACCAGUUUAUAUUCUCUUCCAAUGUGCCAUGAAAGGGAAGGGUAUUAAUGGGAAAGCUCUAAUGACCCUUUAAAAACAUGGAAGUGUUGGCCUUCCGCAGGAAUAAUGAAGCAAAUACUCUAAUGGUAAAAAUAAUAAAUUAUCUAGGAGAAAAAGAAAAUAGCUAAAGGGGAAGAUUUAGUACAUCCAGAUGCUUUCUGAAGGUUGGGAAGUGUGUUACAGCCUGCAAGGGCCUUUGCCUCUCCUUGGGGGCUUGCACUCUUGCAUGGUGAGAUAAUGAAAUGAGGACUAGAGUACAGUGUUUUGUGUUUCUAUAGCCCCUUUUAUCACCGCAUCUCAGGGGAGAGUAAAUGUUGGGCCUGAUCCAGAUGGGCUCCCUGUCCCCACCAAAAAGCAAAUGUGACCAAAUGGGAAGCUGCUUCUUUCUUAUGUCAUUCUCUAAACUGUUAGGCAGCCACAAAGGAAGAUGAGGUUGGGGGAUAAGGGUUAUGGUGCAUGCUGGAUGCACUUCCCUGCCAACACUGUGCCGUUCUCCUCCUCUCACGGUAAAAUACAGCCACCUCUGGGGUGGAUCACAGCAGCCAUUUUGGGAACAGCUCCUUUAUGCUGCUUUGGGUUGCACUCAGUAAAACAGUGCAACUGUGCUCAACAUGAAACUGAGCCCAGAUGUAGGCGAAAAAAACCUGGGCCAAAACUCUGAAGAA